Poecilia latipinna (sailfin molly) is the source of this 2111-nucleotide messenger RNA. RefSeq names its product tetratricopeptide repeat domain 12 (gene ttc12). NCBI's taxonomy places the organism in Eukaryota, Metazoa, Chordata, Actinopteri, Cyprinodontiformes, Poeciliidae. Gene Ontology annotation, molecular function: protein binding. The coding region runs from base 42 to 1916 and encodes 624 amino acids. The transcript has 18 exons. Gene Ontology annotation, cellular component: cytoplasm; centrosome. Gene Ontology annotation, biological process: sperm axoneme assembly; axonemal dynein complex assembly. The record is from RefSeq and is a predicted model, not a curated record.
UGAAUUGUCUUUUAUGUUGCUCUUUCUAAUAAGAACAUUUCAUGAAGGUUAUGUCAAGAGACGCCGAAGAGAGGGGAAGAAAGAGAAUGGUUAAACUAAAAGAGGCAACUGCUCUCAAAGAUAAGGGGAAUGAAGCUUAUGCCCAAGAAGAUUAUGAAACUGCAGUGAAGUGUUACAGUGAUGGAUUGGCUGUACUUAGGGACAUGCAGCCACUCUACACCAACAGAGCACAAGCCUACAUCAAGCUAGAAAGAUAUGAAGAAGCCAUCAUGGACUGCGAGUGGGCCUUGAAGUGUAAUGAAAGAUGCAUAAAGGCUUAUGUGCAUAUGGGGAAAGCAUACCUGGGCUUGAAGAACUAUAAUGAGGCAAGAAGCUGCUUUGAAAAGAUACUGGAGAUUGAAUCUGGAAAGGAAAGCAUGGUAAAAGAAUAUUUGGACCUGGUGGAUUUAGAAGAGGAAAAAAAUAGCCAGGAGACGGAUGCAAAGGAAAAACUUGACAAAGGAGAGAGAAAGGCCACAGCGGUACCCCAGCUGCUGGAGAAGCUGUCUAGGCCCGGCCAGAUGCCCCUCUAUUACUGUGGAGGAUUGGAGAGCCUGUCACAGGCAGUUACUGACUCAGGUGCAGGAAAGACUCUCUUCAGACUGAACAAUGGCUUUAGUAUCAUCGGCAGCAAUGACGUGCUGAAGAGCUGCUUGCUGCAGGAAACGGAUGAUCUGCUCAGCCAAGAGUUGUGUGUUUCAGUGUUGAAACUUUGGAAGAUCGUUUGUCAUGAAAGUGUUCAAGAAAACCAGAAGAUCCUGAUGAAAUGUCCUCUUGGCAGACAGUCUGUUGUGCAGCUGUUAACGUCAGACCAUGGCGAAGUUGUGAAGGAAUGCCUGGAAUUACUGAGUUUGUACUCAAACACUUUGUAUGGCAGACGUUUGGCCAUCGACAACCUAGACCUGCACAUGUUAGUGAGAAACCUCAUGAGGUGCAUCUCUGAACCAAAGCGGCAGCAGGGGAUCACAGCAGUCUGUAUUCUGGAAACCUUUGCUGCCGAAGAUGGAUUUCGGUUGAAGCUAAGAAAUAUGUCGACAGAUUCUGUUGUCGUUCCACUCAAGACAAUACUGGGAAGCAUCAGCAAGUCUAAUCAACAGGUCCUUACAUCCCUCAUAUCAGCUGUUGGCUUUCUGGCAAAAGAUGAAGUCAUUCGUCAAAACCUCGCUCAUCGGCGAGAAUGUUGGGAAGCCUUCCUCACUGCUAUUAAGCAGUGUGGUUCAUCUGAGUACAACGACGUUAUUCACCUUAUGCUGGGCUUGAUUAUCAGCCUGUCGACAGUCACUUCCUUGACUAUACAGGCGCAUGCUGUUUCGCUCUGUGACUGCUGCCUCGACCUGCUGGAAAACGCUGACGAAGGAAUUGUAACUAGAGCCAUGGGUGUGUUGAGCACCGUCCUCCCUCAGUCCUCUGAAGCUGUUCAGCAUGCUGUUCGAAGGAAAGUCAUUCACACCAUAUGCUGGCUGCUGAAGAGAAAAGGUCAGACUGCCACCAAAUUUGCCGUGAAGACAUUGACGGUUUGCACUGCAGUCGGCGACACGGCAAGGGAAGAGCUGGUGAAGACUGACAAAAAACUCUCCAUUUUACGUCGUUUGCUGCGUUCCAACAGCGAUGAGGUGAUUUCAGGAAAUGCAGCUUUGUGCUUGUCCCACUGCUUUGAGCUGGAAGGAGUUGCCACCCACCUGCUGGGUACUGAUAUUGUGCUGCUUCUGCUGCGGCUAGCUGCGGGGGAGCCUAAGAAGACAGCUGUGCAGCAAAAUGCAGCCAUUGCUCUCAGCAAACUGUGCCGAUCUGAGCCCAGACAUGUGCACAAACUUCGAGAGCUUCAUGGUCUUGAGAUUCUGCACUCCUGUGUGAAACUCAUCAAAGCAGAGGAGUAAAAAUAUAAUCUGAAAUGUUUUGAUAUGCAGCAAAAUCUCUUGUUUUCUUGUGUUCAGUAUAGAAAAGCAUUUUUUUAACUCGUUCAUACUUAUUCAAAUGAAAUUGCAUUGAAGAUGUUUUCUCAUCAUUAAUGAUUCUGAUGUAAAGGUUUUAUUUGUGACCUAAAGAAUUAAAGAUAUAAUUGAUUAAGAAUA